Salarias fasciatus (jewelled blenny) is the source of this 5500-nucleotide messenger RNA. It is a transcript of the gene arhgef28a, whose product is annotated as Rho guanine nucleotide exchange factor (GEF) 28a. The transcript has 36 exons. The record is from RefSeq and is a predicted model, not a curated record. Bases 189 to 5486 code for a protein of 1765 amino acids. Gene Ontology annotation, molecular function: guanyl-nucleotide exchange factor activity. NCBI's taxonomy places the organism in Eukaryota, Metazoa, Chordata, Actinopteri, Blenniiformes, Blenniidae. Gene Ontology annotation, biological process: regulation of Rho protein signal transduction.
CGGCGUGGGCGGAUGAAGCUGCGACGGCUCAUGAGGAAAAAGGCGGAUAAAUAGAUGAAUUAAAGAGUAAUUAGUUACUCAGCGCCGAAAACAAGCCGCGGAGGAACGUUUUCGGUCGGUUUUACGAGAGGUCGGGCAGAGCGCGGAGGAGAAGAGACGACAGCAGGUGCCUGGUGGAUGGCGAGAAAAUGGAAGUGAACAGAAGAGAGGUGCCUUUAUACGGGCAAGUGGAGGCCCAUGUGAAGCUGCAGGCCGGAGCUCCUCCAGAUGCAGAAUUCUUUGUCGUCGUCCAGGGCUCCAGACUCAAACACGUUACCGCCGCUAAAUUAGCCGCCGAUGGGCUGACCCUUAGCUUCACAGUUCCAGGCCACGAUCUCGUGGAAGUUGCCUCUGUAACUCCGUACCUGUACCUUGACGACCAAGUCGCGCCGUGCGAGGGUGGAGCAUCUCUUCAAUUCCUCAGGGACGUCGCCCAGGAAGUGGCGGAGUACCUCAGUGCACACAAAGACCAGGUUGUCCCCGAGAGCUAUCUGGAGGUCCUGAAGAGGUUCCCUGUGUGGGCAGGGAGGGCCGCUGAAGAGGACCUUGCUGCGCGAUCAGACUGCAGCGAGCAGGACAUUCCUCUCGGACAGGAUGGCGAGGGGCUGAGGACGCUGGACACGAAGAUCACACAGGCUCUGGCUAACAUGGAUUACCCUCCAGAGUGGAAAAACCCCAGCGGUCAGCCAAGUGAAGAUUUUGAACAUCGCCCCAAAGAAACCCUCCUCCACCUGGCGGUGCGUUUGGGUCUGGUCCACCUCGCCCGUUUCUUAAUCCACCAGCCGGCGGGUCGGAGGACGCUGACCUUACCCAACGAGGAGGGCGACACGCCUCUUCAGCUGGCUCAGAGAGGUGGACAGGACGCCAUGAUCAGAGCGCUGGCAGCCGGCCCCCCUGGUCCCGCCGUCCGGCCUGCGCCGGGUGUGUGCUGCGUGUGGUCCGACACCGCCUGCAUGUUGAGGUUUUGUCCCGUGACGGACACGUCGGCCCUCACCGUGCAGCGCACGACCAGCAGCUUCCCCCACGACUGCAUCGCGACGCUCCGAGAGAGGCUCAAAGACCAAACUGUCCUCAAACUGACCGAUGUCCUCAGAGGUGUGACCGAGGAAGAAAGGAAAGAAAAACAUGAAGAAAAGCCAGUUAGUGACGGCUUCAUCAGCAAGGAGCUCCGUGUGGACGAGCGAGCGCUGGUGGACAGUGUUUUUGAAGAACAGCUUGUUCUGUCUUUGGAUGAUGACGAUGCUCACGACGAAGGCUAUCCAUCCCAAUUAUCUGUGAACGGGCAUCGCCUGGAGCCCAGCGCAGUGGAACUCCACUUCUCCCAGCAGGCCGCAAAUCCUCCACAGCCCAUGAAUCAAAACGGCAACCAGAUCGUCUCGCAGAUGGAUGGCGUUCCGUACAGGGUGAGCGGGGUGACCAGGGACAGCACGGGGACCGACAUGUGGGACUCUGUCAGCUCGGAGGACCUCCUUCUGGCCACCGAUACUCCUCCGCCGUACUCGGAAGGCUCGCCCCCUCCCCCUCUGCGCUGCUCUCCUCCGCUCUCCCCUCUGGACCAGGCCCUCUUCCGGCUCAACCGUCCGGCCUCCUCAGAGCGGCAGACCCCCGCCAGAGACAGCCCCCCCAUGGACUGCUGUAUUCUCAGUCCCAGUCUGGUCGCCCUGGAGGUGGACAGUGAAGAAGAGAGCCCGGAGCCGGCAGCUCCGCUUUCCCCGCUCUCACCCGACGUGAGGGGAAGCGACGACCCGAGCGAAUCCUGUCGUCCUCCCGCCGGUCUCACCUGCACUCGCAGCCAGUCCACAUCCGCCUGUGAACCCACCUCUGAAGAACUGGCUGACCAGGGCAUCCGACUGCGCUCCUACUCCUACUCUUCCUCCAAGAUCAGUUUGCGUCCGACUCGUUUUCCCCGGGACCCCCAGGCUCCAGACACCCACCCAGAUGCCGUGCUCCACAGUGUCAGCCACAGCCGAUCUCUCCUUCAGGCCCUCUCUCUGUCUAAAUCUCUGUCUCUGCUCCACCCUGGUAAGCAGAGAACCCCCAGCGGGUCUGAUCAGCCACAUGAGAAAAGGGACGCUAGGUUUCGUAAGCGAGCCCAGUCUGCCGACGACGAGGGCAGCAUGGAGCUGGCCGAGUCGCUCCAGCAUCUCACGCUUUCUGAGUUUCUCAAAGAAAUUGAAGAAGAGGACUUGGAUAAGUACAGCGUCCCAACCAAGGCGGAGUCGGAGAAGUACAAAGUCAUCCGCACCUUCAGUUUUCUCAAAAGCAGGAUGUCCAGCACUCGCAACAAGAGCAAGGGGAAAGGGAAAGACCGGGAAGCCAAGGAUAAGCAGCUGAAUGGACACCGCUUCUCCACGGGCCCCUGUUUGGGCCCCACCGUGUGUGUGGUGUGUGACAAACCGGCUUCUGGAAAGGACCUCCUGCACUGCUCGGGCUGCACUGCCAUCGUCCAUAAGGGCUGCAGGGAUUCUGUCCCUCCAUGUUUCAAAAAACUUCAGGAUAAAUAUGCGGUGACCGUGGUGAAGAACAGGACGGCGUCCCUCCCUCAGAACUUCACGGUGAGGGACAGUCCUCCUCAGUGUGCCAUCCCCAUCUCUACCUCUCUACCUACCGGGACGCCGAAGGAGCGGAGGGACAACGGAACGCAGUCCAGCCCGCUGUCUGGAAGUUUCCCCAACAGCGACGGUCGGCUCAGUGAGAGUUCAGAGACCGAGUCUGAUUCCCUGAAAACAACCAGCCAAUCAGAGGAGCUGCUGCCCACCCCGGUGUCCUCCACCUCCACUGACUCAUCCUUCGGGGAGGACUGCGUGGACUCCUUCAUCCACGGCGACAUCUCGGCCGAAUCCGUGGAAUACGAGGCCGAGUCGUGGAGUCUGACGGUGGAGCACAAGUUCUGCAAGAAGCAGGACAAGCGAGCCGUCAAGAGGCAGGACGUCAUCUACGAGCUGAUGCAGACGGAGCUGCACCACCUGCAGACCCUGCACAUCAUGGCCGAGAUCUUCAGGCGGGGCAUGAAGGAGGAGGUGCAGCUGGACACGGAGGCGGUGGAGCGGGUCUUCCCCUGCCUGGAUCAGCUGCUGCUCUUCCACCACGCCUUCUUCGCCGCCAUGAAGGAGCGGCGGCACAGCUCGGCCCAGCCCCAGGGGCACAGGAACUACCUCAUCCAGCGAAUCGGGGACGUCCUUCUGCAGCAGUUUUCAGAUGAGAACGGAGACAAGAUGAAGCAGGUUUACGGAGAGUUCUGCAGCCAUCACAAUGAAGCCGUCAGCUUUUUCAAAGAACUCCAGCAACACAACAAGAGAUUUCAAAGCUUCAUCAAACAACAAGGUAAUAAUUCGUUGGUGCGGCGGAAAGAGAUCCCAGGGUGCAUCUUGCUGGUGACCCAAAGGAUCACAAAGUACCCAGUGCUGCUGGAGAGGAUCCUGCAAUACACACAAGAAGGGACAGAGGAGCAUGCCGACCUCUCCAAGGCCCUGGCUCAGAUCCGAGACGUGAUCGCAGCCGUGGACCUGAGGGUCAGCGAAUACGAGCGUCACCAGCGGCUCCGGGAAGUGUGGAACCGCAUGGAGAACCGCAGCGCGGCCAAGCUGAAGAACGGACACAUGUUCCGCAAGCAGGACAUGAUGGGUCCGGGCCAGAGGCUGAAGCACCAGGGGCUGCUGCUGUGGAAGACGGCCACCGGGCGGCUGAAGGAUGUUCUGGCGCUGCUCCUCACGGACACACUCAUCUUUCUGCAAGAAAAAGACCAGAAGUAUACAUUUGCCGCUGUGGACCAGAAGCCUCCGGUCAUCGCGUUGCAGAAGUUGAUCGUCCGCGAGGUUGCAAACGAAGAAAAAGGGAUGUUUUUGAUCAGCGCCUCAGCGGCUGGGCCUGAAAUGUACGAAGUCCACACGUCGUCCAAAGACGAACGAAACGCCUGGAUGAGGCUCAUUCGAGAGGCCGUAGAAAGCUGUCCAGAGGAAGAGGAGGAGUACGCGAGUGAAUCCGAGGAGGAGAAGCGAGCCGCUGAAGCUCGUUUCCAGAAGAUCCAAAAGUUGCAAGAGAGUCUGAUGAGCCAGGACCAGCAGAUCUGCUCCAGCCUGGAGGAAAAGCUGCAGAUCUACGCGGAGCUCUCGGUUCUGAGUGGGAGGACAGAUCCUUCACCGGUGGAAUCGCGACUGCUGGCCCAGCCGCACUCGGAGGAGCUGCCCCAGGCGGCCGUGCUGCUGGCUGCGGCUCUGCAAGAGGCUGAGAAUCUGAAAGCCACACUGUCGUCCCAGACCUGUUUUCCGCCGAGCCCCAGCCAGGAUUUGGAGUCAGACCCCGAGUUUCCAGUCGGUCCUGCUACGGUCGUAGAUCCUCCCCCAGACUCUGAAAACCACGAGGCCGGCGAGGGGAGCUGCCCCGAAGCCCUGGUCCUCCAGUCCUCACAAAACACAGAUACAAAUGACAUUGAGUUCAAGGUCGUUCAAGGCGUCCAGCACCUCACUCAGUUGCUGUACAGCCUGCAGGCGGUGGUGACCAUGCAGGACAGCUGCUGCGAGGUCCAGAGGCUCCUCCUGCAGGACGGCGGGCGGCCGUCGCCCCGCGCCCUGCGCCCGCACCCCCCCAGCGUCCGGGGCAACUCGCUGCAGGAGCAGGAGAAGCAGCGCAACCUGGAGAAGCAGAAGGAGGAGGUGGCGGCGGCCCAGCGGCUCCAGGAGCGGCUGCGCCAGGACAAGGAGCGCUGGGAGCGCGAGUGCCAGGCCAGGGACAGCCGACAUGUGGCGCUGGAGAGCCGGCUGGAGGAGAGGGAGCGGCAGUGCCAGCUGGAGGCGGAGCGGCUGAGGCAGGAGAGGGAAGAGCUGGACGAGCAGCUGGAGGAGUACCAGCAGAGCCUGGAGCGGCUCCGCGAGGGCCAGAGGAGCGUGGAGAGGGAGCGCGAGCGUCUAGAAACCCACCAGAAGCUGCUCCAGACCUGGAAGCACGGGCGGCAGAGCAGCCUGCCCGCCGUGAUCCCCCACAUGGUCAUCCCUCUAGAUGGGCACCAGGACACCACAGCGAGUCAGUCCAGAGACCUCGAGGGCAACGGCUCGGUGUUUGUCAACGAGGCGGCGUUUUCCGGCACCAACAUCAACAAUCGACACUUCCACCAAAAAAGAAACGACCCCAGCACGCACAAUUGUCUCAACACCCUGCUGGCCAGAUCCAGCAGCAGACAGCCCCCCGUGGGGAAGGCCCCCCACAGCCAGGACUCAGACUCCCAGGGAUGGGUGAAGGAGGCGGGAUACAUCUGCAGCCCCGCGGGGAGGUUUGGAACCAGCGAUCACAGUUACAAUGGGCAGACGUGGCCGUCGACGGCGAGCGGCGCCGACCCGUUCCCCGUGCUCCCGCAUCCCGGUGACCCUCAGCUGGACCUCAGCGCGCUCGUUUCCUUGGAGACCGAAAGCAGAGAGGAGGACAGCAGAGAGGAAACCAUCGUGUACCUCUGAUUGUCAGAAAAUCU